Messenger RNA from Ochotona princeps (American pika), 998 nucleotides. It is a transcript of the gene MRPL46, whose product is annotated as mitochondrial ribosomal protein L46. Bases 16 to 870 code for a protein of 284 amino acids. Gene Ontology annotation, cellular component: mitochondrial large ribosomal subunit. The transcript is spliced from 4 exons. Lineage: Eukaryota; Metazoa; Chordata; Mammalia; Lagomorpha; Ochotonidae. Gene Ontology annotation, molecular function: structural constituent of ribosome. The record is from RefSeq and is a predicted model, not a curated record.
UGGGCGGGACGGAGUAUGGCGGCGCCCGUGAGGCGGCUCCUGUUGCGGGGAGCGGGCGCCUGCAGGUGCCUCGAGCGGCCCUGGUCGUUCGACCUGGGCUCCCGUAGCCUCACGAUUGCAGCCCCAGCUUUCGGGAGUGAGUCGCCAUGGCGCCUCUUGGGCGCCGUGUGCCUGCAGCGGCCCCCGCUGGUCUCCAAGCCGCUGAGUCCGCUGCAGGAAGAGAUGGCAGCCCUGCUGCGGCAGAUAGAGAUAGAGAAGAGCCUGUACUCUGACCACGAGCUCCGUGUUUUGGACGAAGCCCAGCGGUUGGCCAAGAAGAGGGCAGAUCUCCAGGAGGAAGAGGAGGAGGAAGAGAAGGGGGAGCCGGGGAUAAUCCUGGCGCAAGACCUGGAGGACACGUGGGAGCAGGCAUUCCUGCGGUUCAGGCCUGGGGCCCGCACCACAGAGGCUGAUGAGAAGAAUGACCGAACGUCCCUGCAUCGGAAGCUGGACAGGAGCCUGGUUCUGUUGGUCAGACAAGAGCUUGGUGGCCAGGAUGUGUGGAUGCUACCCCAGGCUGAAUGGCAGCCUGGGGAGACCCUGCGAGGGACGGCUGAGCGGACCCUGGCUGCAUUCUCAGGGAACAACAUGAGCACCAAAUUCCUUGGAAACGCGCCGUGUGGACACUACAAGUUCAAGUUUCCACAGGCCAUGCGGACAGAGAACAGCUUUGGGGCCAAAGUCUUCUUCUUCAAGGCCCUACUGUUGGCUGGAGACUUGAGUCCAGCUGUAGAGGAGACCUGCUAUGCUUGGGUCAGCCUCGAGGAGCUGGGCGACUAUCUGAGCCCGCGCUACCUGGCCCAGGUGAGGAAGUUCCUCCUGGAUCUCUGACACAUGGAGCUGCUUGUGGCAGUGCCCACCGGUUCAGGCUGGCCUCCCAGUGUCUGUGGCAGCUUAUGGGUGGAGGCAGGAGGAAACCACUGGCUGCGCUGUGACACAAUAAAGCCUCCUCAGCUGGU